Messenger RNA from Cladocopium goreaui, 2401 nucleotides. The record is from the annotation of a GenBank genome assembly. Lineage: Eukaryota; Dinophyceae; Suessiales; Symbiodiniaceae.
CAAGAAGACAGCUGCACCGGAAAGCGCGAAUGCACAGACAGCAGCAGCAGCAGCAUCAGCAGCAUCAGCAAAGACGAAGACACAAGCAUGUGCAAAGCCUUUGACAGCAGCCAAGGCCAAUGGGGAUGCAGCCAUCCCUAAGCAGCCUGUUGCAACCGUGCCAAGCAUGGCCACCCCUAAGACUGCUCCACCUCAGCAAGGAGUUUAUGCCCACGCAGCAGCUUCAGCAGCAACACCUGUGAUGACGCCAGCAGCUGAAUCAACUUCAGUUCAGAUGAAGAAGCAGUGCCAUGCCAAGCCAGAAGUCAGCUCUCAAAAAGCACCAGCACAGCCAGGAGCAACGACGAUGGUCAGCCCUCAGACAGCACCAGCACUGCCAAAAGCAACGGGACCGGUCACCUCUCAGACAGCACCAGCACUGCCAAAAGCAACGGCACCUGUCACCUCUCAGACAGUACCAGCACUGCCAAAAGCAACGGCACCGCCGGUCACCUCUCAGACAGCACCAGCACAGCCAGGAGCAACGACGACGGUCAGCCCUCAGACAGCACCAGCACUGCCAAAAGCAACGGCACCUGUCACCUCUCAGACAGUACCAGCACUGCCAAAAGCAACGGCACCAGGCACCUCUCAGACAGCACCAGCGCUGCCAAAAGCAACGGCACCGGUUAGCCCUCAGACAGCACAGCCAGAAGAAACGACACCGGUCAGCGCCCAGACAGCACCAGCACUGCCAAAAGCAACGACACCGGUCAGCCCUCAGACAGCACCAGCACAGCCAGAAGCAACGACGGCAGUUAGCAAUCAGACAACAUCAGCAGAGCCAGCAGAGCCAGCAGCAACAGAAGAGAAGCGCCCUUUGGACGAAAUUGUUCGCGCUGAGUUGGAGAAACUGGAUGACGAUGCGAUCAAAAAUCGUGUGAUGGGUGCCAAGAAACACUGUCGCAUGAAUGAAUAUCUCAAGGAUGUUGCCUUGGAUGAAGAUUACCCUUUUGGUGAGAAUGAUGAGUUUGAGGAGCUGGUGUGUUUUGAAAUAUGGCUGCGAGAGAGCAAGCCCUGUCCUCAGCCAGCUUUGCCACUGCCGAAAGCAGCGCCUUUGCCAGCACCUGCAGCAGCCGUUGCUCCCCAGGCCAAGGUAGCUGCUGCCCCAAAGGCCCCUCCAACCAGGGAUGCCAAAUCUACUACCACUUCUGGGCUGGAUGUUCGAGUUGAGGGAAGGGCAACUCCAGUGACUUUUGGCGGCUACAAAGAAAGGCAAGCACACUACGCCCAGAUGAAGAGGCAACUUCAGUCUGAUGAUCCCCAAGCUGAAUUUGGAGUACCAGCGGACAUCUUGGAUGCUUGGAAACAUGCGGUUCAAAGCAAGAGCAGGAAUGCGAAGAAUGCCUUAUUCACUGCAUUUCUGAAGUCUGGGAAGAAUUGGGGCCAGCUUCGAAUCCACCACUCCAGGAGCCGGGCUGAAAGGACCACGGGGCAAACCCAGUAUGGCUGGCGUACCAGGGCCCAGCUCUUGCUCCUUCAUGGGAACAAUGCUGCAGCGGUUGACUCCAUCAUCGACCAAAAGAUUCAGAUGGGGGAGUACAGGGCCCAUCCGGACUGUCCAGAGGAGGAGUCAGCAACCCUGUACUAUGUCAUGGUUGACCUUUCACGUUUGCACGCUGAUGAAGUGGAGGAACGCACAGAGAUUUCGGCAGAUGUGGCUCUGGACUUGGGAAGUGAGGCAGCCAUUGAGAUUGGCAGCGCCGACCUGUCCCAGAACUUGCUUCACAACACCACGAAUGCCCCACGGGUGCUUCAGGCAGAUCCCCGUAACAAUGUUGGCCGCCCAGGAUCGUCAAAUGAUGGUGAACAUGGUGGCCAGGGCUCUGGUUGCACAGUCUCGGGUGCGAAAAAUAGCAAGGGAGCCCAUAAGGGCAACGGAAAUGGUGGGAAGGGCAGCGGGAAGGGCGGCGGAAAUGCCGGGAAGGGUGAUGGAGAAGAUGUGGGUAACAAGCGAAGGAAGACCAAUGAAAUGCCUGAGGAACCUAUCCCAGCCACUGUGUGGUUGCUAUCCAAGCUUACUACCGACCUGCAAAGUGCAAAGAUGUGGCCAGUCAAACUUCAAGGUGUUAAGCACCAGGAGGCCCUGAGCAAAUCGAUGUCUGCCCAUGCGGAUGAGCUUGAGAAGUCCUACUUCCAGUUGUCUGGCUACCUCGCCCAGGACCCUACCAUGGUGGAUGUCACGGCCCUGAAUGCUGCUAACACGUUGGCGCAGCAGCGAAUGACCAUGUUUAAGGAGGACAAUGCCACUGCCAGCAAAGUUACCAAAAAACCGGUGACCAAGGGCAAGGGCGAUGGUGCAACUCAGGCUGCGGGCGAUGGCACUCCUGCACGCCGUGUGCGUGGCAAGUCCACAGUGUGA